GCAAUAUAAAGCGGAUAUAAAGGGAUAUACCUCCAACGCAGCUCUGCUUAUUGUUUGAUGAGCCUGGACAACUGAGGCGCGCUUUUCCGGUGCAGAGUAGAGGGUGAGAUCGCCGCCGAUCGAGAUCAUCAGAUCAGCAAUUAGGCAGUUUCUUGCUUGGAUUUAGUCGGGAGUAGGAGGAGAACGGGUGGAAGCCGACAAGGGGAAUGAAGAAGGGGAAAUACGAGCUGGGGCGGAUGCUGGGAGAAGGCAACUUUGGGAAGGUGAAGUUCGCGAGACGGGUCGACACCGGUGAGGCAUUUGCCGUCAAAAUCCUAGAUCGCAAGCGCAUCCUCGACCUCAAGAUCACCGAGCAGAUUGAAAGGGAAAUCACGACGCUCAAACUUCUGAAACAUCCCAACGUCGUCCGGCUACAUGAGGUUUCUGCAAGCAAAGCUAAAAUCUAUAUGAUUCUUGAAUAUGUGAAUGGCGGCGAAUUAUUUGAUAAAAUAGAGUCAAUGGGAAGGCUUUCAGAGCAGUUUGGGCUAAAGAUUUUUCAGCAGUUGAUUGAUGGCAUAAGCUAUUGUCAUGAUAAAGGAGUUUAUCAUAGGGACUUGAAGCCUGAAAAUGUUCUAGUUGAUGCAAUGGGUAAAAUAAAGAUAUCUGACUUUGGACUUAGUGCUUUAUCCCAACAACUUUGGAAUGAUGGGCUAUUGCACACAACUUGUGGAAGUCCUCACUACGUAGCUCCUGAGGUCCUUUUAAACAAAGGUUAUGAUGGUGCUAUGUCAGAUAUCUGGUCCUGUGGUGUAAUCCUUUAUGUUAUCCUUACUGGAACUCUUCCAUUUGAUGAUCAGAAUCUUGCCUUUCUUUACCAAAAGAUUUUCAAGGGAGCUACUCAGAUUCCCAAUUGGCUUUCCCCUGGUGCUCAGAACUUGCUGCGGAGGAUUCUGGACCCAAAUCCUAGAACUCGGAUAAAUGUAGUCGAAAUCAAGGAAGACAGUUGGUUUAAGCAAAAUUAUGCUCCAGCUAUUCCAUAUGAUGAUGACGACAUGUACAUAGAUGAUGUAUCUCUAUCAGUAAAAGAGCCAGUUGAUGCAGAUGAGCAUAGAAACAAAUCGACACUAAUCAAUGCAUUCCAACUUAUUGGAAUGUCUUCAUAUUUCGAUCUUUCAGGCUUUUUUGAAAAAGAGGAUGUCUCCGAAAGAAAAAUCAGAUUCACAUCAAACUACCCGCCAAAAGAUGUCUACAAGAAGAUCGAAGAUUUAGUUACGGAAAUGGGGUUUCAAGUCCAAAGAGGAAAUGGAAAGUUGAAAGUCAUACAGCCAACCAGAGGUUGCUCAUGCCCUAGGAGUGCUGGUUCUCUUUCGGUAGCUGCUGAGGUAUUUGAGCUCAGCCCAUCUCUAUAUGUCGUGGAGCUUCGAAAAGCAUCUGGGGAUUCUUCUCUGUACAGGCAGUUGUGCUCAAAGAUUUCAGAUAAACUGAGUGCUUACAAAAGUGUACCGCUUUUGAAGAUGCAUUCGCGAAUGACAGCACUUAAAACAAUAUGAAGGUAAAUGGAAUAUGUUUAUUGCACAUGCAGAUAUAUUUAGGAUACUCUGAUUGUAAGCUUAUUGCACGCGUAACUAAAAGAUUGGUGUUUAGAGGCAGUGAAUAACUUUCAACUAUUUAUGCUACACUAACUUUUACUAAAAAGAUGUAAGAAAGCCAGCAAAACUUUAUUCGGCAUUUUCAUAGCGUACAUUUCUGAUGUAUUUGCAUGUCACACCUAAACUUUCAUACA
Messenger RNA from Phalaenopsis equestris, 1762 nucleotides. Its product is annotated as CBL-interacting protein kinase 1-like. Gene Ontology annotation, biological process: signal transduction; protein phosphorylation. The transcript is spliced from 13 exons. Gene Ontology annotation, molecular function: ATP binding; protein kinase activity. Bases 207 to 1529 code for a protein of 440 amino acids. NCBI's taxonomy places the organism in Eukaryota, Viridiplantae, Streptophyta, Magnoliopsida, Asparagales, Orchidaceae. The record is from RefSeq and is a predicted model, not a curated record.